CCCCUGGUCACUUCAACUAAUAUGUCUCAACCUCAUCUGAAUUUAGCACCCAGCUUUCGUGACGAUGAAUUCAAUGCAAAAUCCAGCUGCGUUUUCAUUUGAAUAAAUGAUGCAGAUUAAACCACAAAUGCCUUUGCCACACCUGAUCUUGCCGGCUCCUUCCCAGCCACAAUAGAUUUCUUGUCAUAGUAACCAGUGCGCAAUAUGUGAUUGGAAGAGCACCUCAGCAGACCGCUGGGCCUCCAAGGCGCGGCCAUCCUCAUUCUGUGCACCCUAUUUUCACUCAUCAGCAGCACGUCGCCGUUUUAUUUAAUAUCUAUUUAUUUUUGUAUAUAUAAUAGAUGCUAGCCCACAUCUCGCCGGGAGCAAUUAUACCAGAAGCCAUGCCACUGACUGAUGUUUACAUCGCUGGAAUGCUAGUGGCUUGAUAGAUCAAGAUACGUCUCCAGGAUGAACGUUGCUCUACAAAAUCUCAACGAUAACAUGUCAAACUAUAAACGUGCAACUUUAGAAGAUGAUGAUGCCACAGAUGCCCCUGCAGAGGGAACUGCUUCACCAGAAAGCAUCGAGGUCGGGUUUAGAAAAGGCAAGUCGCUUUCCCUGGGGCCAAUUGGAACGAGAACACAAUUGGAACUCACCUUGUUAGUUGUCCUCCUGGUUGUGGUCAUGACCUUGAUUGGUUGUAUUAUUACUCUGGUAAUAAAAAAUACUCAAGACCCUUCAAGUAAAUAUUGUCUGACGGAAACAUGCAUUAUGGUGGCUGCUAAAAUAACAGAAUCUCUGGACCGUACAGUAGACCCUUGUUCUGAUUUUUAUCAAUAUGCCUGUGGUGGAUGGAUAAAGAAGAACCCAUUGCCGGAUGGAAGGUCACGUUGGAAUACCUUUAAUAGCUUGUGGGACCAGAACCAGGCGGUCAUGAAGCACUUAUUAGAAAAUUCCACUUUUAACUCAAGCAGUGAGGCAGAACGGAAAUCACAACACUAUUAUCUGUCCUGUUUGAAUGAGCAAAGGAUCGAAGAGCUGGGAGCGCAACCUCUGAUUGACCUUAUUAACAAGACAGGAGGCUGGAAUAUCACAGGUCCUUGGGAUAAAGACAACUUCAUUGAAGUACUGAAAACAGUUUCGGGAACAUACAGGACAAGUCCUUUUUUCACAAUCGACAUUGGUACAGACUCCAAAAGUUCGAAUAGCAAUGUCAUCGAGAUCGAUCAGCCAAGCUUACUAUUACCAUCUCGUGAUUAUUAUCUAAAUAAAACAGCAAAUGAAAAGGUUUUAACUGCGUAUCUGGACUAUAUGAUUGAACUAAGUAUGCUUCUCGGAGGGGAGUACAAUUCAACAUACACUCAGAUACAGCAAUUAUUGGAAUUUGAAACAAUUAUUGCAAAUAUCACAGGACCCCAGGAUGAACGAAGAGACGAAGAGAAAAUAUAUCACAGGAUGACCAUUGCAGAUUUACAGAAUCUAUCACCUUUCAUUGACUGGUUGGAUUAUUUAUCAUUUGCACUGGCACCUCUGGAGCUCAAUGACACGGAACCUGUGGUUGUCUAUGCCAAAAAUUAUCUGCAGCUGAUGUCUGACCUUAUUAAUAAUACCGACAAGAGCAUUUUGAACAAUUACAUGAUGUGGAAUUUAGUGCACAAAACAGCAUCCACCUUGGACCAGCGGUUUGAAAAUGCAAAUAAAAAAUUUAUGGAGACUCUGCUUGGAACAAAGAAGUCCUGCACUCCUCGAUGGCAGACCUGCAUUGGAAACACAGACGACACUCUAGGAUUUGCCUUGGGAGCUUUGUUUGUAAAGUUUACAUUUGACAAAGAUAGUAAAGUAAUAGCAGAAGAAAUGAUAAAUGAAAUUCGAACAGCAUUUAAAGACAGCCUGGAAAAGCUUUCCUGGAUGGAUGAUAAGACCCGCCAAGCAGCUGAGGAAAAGGCUGAUGCCAUUUAUGACAUGAUUGGUUUUCCACACUUCAUUUUAGAUGCCAGAGAAUUGGAUGAAGUCUAUGAUGGCUAUGAAGUAUCAGAGGAUUCAUUCUUUCAAAAUAUGUUGAAUUUCUACAACUUUUCAGCCAGGAUUAUGGCCGAUCAACUUCGGAAAACACCAAACCGAGACCAGUGGAGCAUGACACCUCCGACUGUUAAUGCGUAUUAUGUGCCUACAAAAAAUGAGAUUGUAUUUCCAGCGGGUAUUUUGCAAGCCCCGUUCUAUGCCAGAAGUAGCCCAAAGUCUCUGAACUUUGGUGGCAUUGGUGUGGUGAUGGGUCAUGAAUUAACACAUGCCUUUGAUGACCAAGGCAGGGAACAUGAUAAAGAUGGCAAUUUACGACCAUGGUGGCAAAACUCUUCACUUGAAACUUUUAAGAACAAAACUGAAUGUAUGGUCAACCAAUACAACGAGUACACUGUAAAUGGAGAGCAUGUCAAUGGGAAGCAAACCUUGGGUGAAAAUAUUGCUGACAGUGGAGGCCUCAAAGCUGCAUAUCAUGCUUACAAAACUUGGGUGAAACGGAAUGGAGAUGAAAACAUCCUGCCUGCUGUUGGAUUGACCAACCACCAACUAUUUUUUGUAGGAUUUGCGCAAGUAUGGUGCUCAGUACGUACCCCGGAGAGUGCGCAUGAGGGGCUCAUUACUGAUCCACACAGCCCAGAAAGAAUUCGGGUUAUUGGGACAUUAUCAAAUUCGAAAGACUUUGGUGAACAUUUCAAUUGUCCCUUGGGAACACCAAUGAAUCCUGGAAAGCAGUGUGAGGUGUGGUAGUUGCAGUUGGAACUGAUGGAACUUUACACUGGAUAAUCUGUACAGAAAAUUGGAAAAAAUAUGCUGAAAUACUGAUCCAAGGGGAAAUCAUGAUAAACAAAGACAUACUAUAUAUUGUGCACUUUUUAAACUAAAUUGUUAAGAUUAUUAAAUGUUAUAAACAUAGUACAUGUCUUGUGUAUCACUAGCCUGUGGGAUACAAAGCAAAUGGGACAACUAUCUAUAGCUUUUUUCUGAGGAAAUAAAGUGGAAUAAAUUGAUGUAUUUUUUAAAAAUCCACAUGACCCAGGAUUUGAGCUGUAGAUACAAGCAUAUUUCCAAUGCAGAUUGAUAGUGUCCAUUUCAUUACAGAGUACCUUGAAGCUGUGCUUUUCUAAAUGAAUUGAAAAUUUUAGCUCGUUUGGCAUAGGCGGUAUAUUUUGAAGUAUUUUACGCUGCAAGUUUUGAAUCUAAUUGUGCAAUGCCAUUCAAAAAGCAAAAUAACGUACCUUUUCUUUGUGAAUUAUAUAUUACAGUCUGCAACUGAAUAACCAUCCAGCUGAUCAUGCAGGCAAUUUGUAUUUUAUCUAUUGUUACAGUGGAAGAGUAUAGGUCCUGCAGCCCACUUCCAUAUUACCUGUCCUUGCUGUCAGAGUAACAGAAAAAGCGUAAAUAUACUGCUCAUUCGCAUAACUAUGGUAGUGGAAGUCUUAACACAAAUGGUCAGAUUCAGAUUAUGGUAAAACAACAGUAAAGAGAAUUCUGUAUUUAAAUGCACAAUUAGUGCAUAAUGUAAGAAUUUUAAUUUACAGAUUUAAUAACUGAAAAUAAAUCACAAUCCCAGGUAUAUCGACCUUAUAUGUGCAAAGUAUAAUCUCACAUUUUAAAAUAGUAUAUGAACAAAAUAUUAAAAGUGGGAAUGCAACUGAAAUAACAACUUUUCAAGAAUCCUCCAAUGUUUGGUGUCAAAUGGGGAUAAUGAGGAAAAAGGAUCUUGACGAGAAGAA
Messenger RNA from Leucoraja erinaceus (little skate), 3737 nucleotides. Its product is annotated as endothelin-converting enzyme 2-like. The record is from RefSeq and is a predicted model, not a curated record. Gene Ontology annotation, cellular component: plasma membrane. The coding region runs from base 451 to 2751 and encodes 766 amino acids. The transcript is spliced from 19 exons. Gene Ontology annotation, molecular function: metalloendopeptidase activity. Gene Ontology annotation, biological process: protein processing. NCBI's taxonomy places the organism in Eukaryota, Metazoa, Chordata, Chondrichthyes, Rajiformes, Rajidae.